Pimephales promelas (fathead minnow) is the source of this 1968-nucleotide messenger RNA. Lineage: Eukaryota; Metazoa; Chordata; Actinopteri; Cypriniformes; Leuciscidae. The record is from RefSeq and is a predicted model, not a curated record.
GGGGCGUGUCCGGCGCCUGCGGGUUCGGGCGGUCCGGUGUGUGUGUGUGUGUGUUCAGUGUGAAUGUGGCAGCCGCAGGGAGGGGCGCGCGCUGGUUAUUUCAUUAAUAAAACUCAUAUCAUAUCUGGAGGAAUUAAAAGUGAUUUAUAACGGCGAAUCUCCAUCAUCUCGACGCGCGUGACGCUCGCUCCCGUGUGCCGCUUCACCGCAGGGACGGAGAUGAACAUGGGGCCGUAAAAAUGUUGGAAUAAUCGCUCGAAAGACUCUUUUCCUGGACAUAUUUAUAUGUAUUUAUUGUCGUGGUUUGCGGAUGAGCGAGACGGGCCGCCGGGAUGGAGCAGGGGAAUAUCCUGAGGAGGUUCAUCGAGGCCAUGAGAAGCGGCGAGCAGAAAGGAGAAGACAACUUCAGCUCGGACUUCAUGAGAUUACGCCGAUUAUCAACCAAAUACAGAACGGAGAAGAUCUACCCCACUAAUGUAGGAGAGCUGGAGGAGAACGUGAAGAAGAACCGAUACAAGGACAUUCUGCCGUUCGACCACAGUCGUGUAAAGAUGACGUUAAAAACAUCCAACCAGGACACAGAUUACAUCAAUGCAAACUUCAUUAAGGGAAUAGACAGGCCGGAGGCCUACAUCGCCACUCAGGGGCCGCUGCCCAACACUGUGCUGGACUUCUGGAGGAUGAUCUGGGAAUACAGGGUUGCAGUCAUCAUGAUGGCGUGUCGGGAGUUCGAGAUGGGUCGGAAGAAGUGUGAGCGCUACUUCCCCAUGUUCGGAGACGAGCCCGUGGCGUUCGGCCCCUUCAGGAUCUUGUGUGAGUCGGAGCAGGCGAGGACGGAUUAUUUCAUCAGGGCGCUUACAGUGGAGUUUAAUAACGAAACCCGUCGAGUGACUCAGUUCCAUUAUGUGAACUGGCCGGAUCACGACGUCCCGUCAUCAUUCGACUCCAUCUUGGAUAUGAUCGCUCUGAUGAGGGAAUAUCAGGAUCACGAUGACGUUCCCAUCUGUGUCCACUGCAGCGCCGGCUGUGGGCGAACAGGAGCCAUCUGUGCCAUCGACUACACCUGGAACCUGCUGAAAGCUGGGAAAAUUCCUGAAGAUUUUAACGUGUUCCAGCUGAUCCAGGAGAUGAGGACGCAGCGGCAUUCUGCAGUUCAGACCAAAGAGCAGUAUGAGCUGGUUCAUCGAGCCAUUGCACAACUCUUUGAGAAACAGCUGAUGCUUCUGGAGAGUCCGACUAACUCUGAGAUCACAGAUGGGAUGGAAGAGGGCAGCCCCGAAAAACCUGGUCAGAAUUCAGACGAGGAACGAUGGGAUUCGCCGCCUCCCAAACCGCCCCGGAUCCGCAGUAAUCCGGAGGGCGACGUGAAGGAGGAGAUUCUGCAGCCGCCGGAGCCGCUCCCGGUGCCGCCCAUCCUCACGCCGUCGCCGCCCUCCGCCUUCCCCACGGUCACACACGCGCGGCAGGACAACGACCGCUACCACCCCAAACCCAUCCUGCACGUGCUGGAGCAGAAGCCCGACCUCAACGAGAACUACAGCAGCAGGCCGGCGUCGCCCCCCGAGGACCGGCGCCCCGAGCGCAAGCUGAGCAUCGAGAUCAAGAAAGUCCCGCUGCAGGAGGGCCCCAUCAGCUUCGAGGGGAACAGCGUUCUUCAGCGCUCGCACGCCUUCAAGCGGUCCGACACCAGCGGCUCCCAGUGCGAGGAGAGCGACCCGCCGCGGCCCAAUCACCUGCCGCUGAGGGAUUCGGCCCGGUCCAGUCCCGCCAGAGCCCAGCGGUCGCCCAGUCCUGCUGUUCCCGCCAGAGCCGCGCUGAGCUUCACCAACCCGCUGCACUCCGGCUCGCCUGACGACACUCGCUGCGGGGUCUCCACGGUAACAGCGGCGCAGCAGAGCGAUCCAGUCCCGCGCGCACUCACACCGAUGUCCAGCGCUGGCCAGAGUCUCCUCACACACACCGCCUCAG